ACAAAAUUAUUGUUCAUUUCUUCUGAUACCAUUGUUUUGUUGAAUACAUAUUUCAGCUUUUCAGGGUGAUGUGUUAAAUGACUCACCCUGUAUAAUAAAAUACUAAAUUACUUGUUGCCUUGUGCGGUAACAAUCAUUACAGCGGUUUGAGUGCCAAAAAUCCUCCUCUUUCUUUCCCCUUCCUCCCUACCAAGCUUGUUUCUUUACUACAACUCUUUAGGAGAGGGGCACUGUUUUACUUAAGGGGAAGACCGGAGGGAAGUCCGAAGAAGUACUUAGAGGAGUGGCCAUCGUUACGCAGGUAGGGUCAAUUAGAGUUUCGAAAGCGUGAAAAAACAUGUGGGACGACGAGCCAGCGCCAUGGGAUAUCGAAGAAACCCCAGAAGAACAACCCGCGGAAGGAGAAGCAGCAGCUGAGGGGGGUGCAGCAGCAGCACCUGCGGAAUUACCGAAAGUAAAAUUAGAAAAAAUCGAACCUCCACAUUACAAUCAUCACUGGGUUCGUCCUCUGUUUCUCAAUUAUGCGUAUCUUUACGAAUAUAGGAAAAAUUACUAUGACGACGUUAUCGAUUACCUAAAUCAGAGGCAAAGAGGAAUAUUCCGUGAACCACCUCGAGCCCAAGAAUGGGCCGAAAGGGUGAUGAGGACCUACGACGAGAAGAACACUGACAAGAGCUAUAAACGGUCAGCAGAUAUGAAAGAGAUAAUUAAUAUGAGACACGAUCCUAGAUAUUACAGUUACCAUACUCGAGCCUACUAUAGUUUGAAGUAUCAAAAAAUCUUGUGAAUUUAUUUUCUAAUUGUAACUGUACAAUUGAACUGUAUAUUAAAAUCGACCCAUGUGGUAUA
Megachile rotundata (alfalfa leafcutting bee) is the source of this 849-nucleotide messenger RNA. RefSeq names its product flightin (gene fln). The record is from RefSeq and is a predicted model, not a curated record. Lineage: Eukaryota; Metazoa; Arthropoda; Insecta; Hymenoptera; Megachilidae.